AUGCCGGACAUCUACCAGCACGAUGCAGCCACACUGAUACCGGCGCUCGUAUCUCAAUUGCCGCACAGCCUGACCCUUCUCCGACGAAUCCAGCAUGGCCUCGCAUUCCCAUCUGAAACCGCCCAAUUGCUAGCGACUUUCCCGCCAGGCACUAAUCCCGCGACGCCAUGGCUGGCUGCGCGGGUGGAUCUGUUUCGCGGCCGCGAGACCCAGAUGUUCAUUUACUCCAGCCUCGAAGCGGAGCACACGUCAAUUCAGCCGAUCGACGCUGUCACCGCGAAAUUAAGUGUGGAUUCCUCGCAAUCUACUAAUAAUAACAGCGACAAUUCCAGAAGUUUCACGGUCGCCUCCUUUUCCGCGCCCCAAUCGACCCUGGACGCGGGCCGCGCCCAACUCUUGGCCUUGCUGUCAUAUGUGAAAAUCCACUUGCUGCCAGUUUACCUGUCAUCUUUGCAUCGGGAACAGUCAGCCACAGCUACGGCUGAGGGUCAGAUCUCCUCGGUCGCCAGCUCCAAGACAAUCCCUGUGAAUCAUGGCGUGCCCCUGAUCCCCGCGCCUGAUCCCCGAGCCUUUCUCAUUGGCGGCUUUCACACGGGUUUGUUGAUGCUCCUGCAGCGAUCAGGAACCUACACCAUCGCAGAUCCCCUUCCCAAUAUCCGGGUCCAUCGCUUCGACAAUCCACCUUACUACAAGUACUUUUUCCGCAGAUCGGAUUUCGGCCCCGAGUCUAGAAGCUCUGGAUCUGCCUCGCUUCCGGUCGGGUAUAGGUUCCAUGAUCGUGAGGGCAGGGAGGGUGUUCACUCAAGACAUUUAGAUCUGGUGCAGAGUCGCACCAGUAUUCCCAGGCCAAGGGGCCAGCUUGCUACAAUGCCUGGAGUUGCUAUUUAUCGUGAUGAAUCGACUGGUACAGAUGCUGAUGAAGAACCGAUUGCUUGGGGGUUCUUGGGGGUGGAUGGGUCAGUUGCGACAUUGCAUGUUGAACCAGACCAUCGGGGUCGCGGGCUUGCAGUCCCCUUGUCCAGGGAGAUCAUUUGUCGUGGAAUGGUGCCCGACGGUCUGUUCGGACCCGGGACUUUCGAGUUCGAUAGUCAAAUUCAAGAUCUUGCUGCGGCCUGGGGUCAUUCGGACGUGUCUGCUGGGAACAGCGCCAGUCGCAGGGUUAUGGAAAAGCUUGGAGGGCAGGUUUUGACAACUAUAACCUGGACUGUGGUGGAGUUGUGUGACUGA
Penicillium olsonii is the source of this 1227-nucleotide messenger RNA. NCBI's taxonomy places the organism in Eukaryota, Fungi, Ascomycota, Eurotiomycetes, Eurotiales, Aspergillaceae. The record is from the annotation of a GenBank genome assembly.